Messenger RNA from Spinacia oleracea (spinach), 3165 nucleotides. Its product is annotated as adenylosuccinate synthetase 2, chloroplastic. Gene Ontology annotation, cellular component: cytoplasm. Bases 1754 to 3019 code for a protein of 421 amino acids. Gene Ontology annotation, molecular function: GTP binding; adenylosuccinate synthase activity. The record is from RefSeq and is a predicted model, not a curated record. Gene Ontology annotation, biological process: IMP metabolic process; 'de novo' AMP biosynthetic process. The transcript is spliced from 6 exons. NCBI's taxonomy places the organism in Eukaryota, Viridiplantae, Streptophyta, Magnoliopsida, Caryophyllales, Amaranthaceae.
GUCCAGUCGCAUUUUCCUUCUCUUAAAACCCUAACAACAAAAAGCAGCGUCUUGUAGUUGUAUCCAUAGUCGUCGCCGCCGCCUUUGCCACCACCUUCCCUCCUCCGGUGCUGCUAUCCUCGGGCUUCCCUGCCUCAGGGACGGGCCUGCUCUCGCCUCCGCCACAAACAUGAACCCUUCCGCCCUCCGACUCGACCCAAACCCGAUUUCCUUCACCGGGUCAACUCACUACAAGCUAUACAGAACAUCGCCCCUUUGUCGGCCGUGCCGUGUUUCUGGAACCUUCUCGAACGUCAAAUGCUCUUCCCUGAAGUCAGCCGUUGCUGAGCCAACUCGCGAAGCGGUGGCUCGAAUCGACGGGUUGAGUCAGGUUUCAGGUGUCUUGGGUUGUCAGUGGGGUGAUGAGGGUAAAGGCAAGCUUGUUGAUAUUUUGGCCAAACAUUUCGAUGUCGUUGCCCGUUGUCAGGUUCCACUUUCUCUCUCUCUGCAUUUUUUUUGAUUAUUUUUCGGAUUGCAUUUCUUUUUUUACCAAAUCUUAAUUGCUUUUAUCGUGCAUUUUGAUUUUUGGCAUCAAUUAAGAAUUUAAGAUAUUUGAAAGGUAAUAUUUUUAGGAUUAUUGAUACAUGACUAUGUUUAAUGCUUUGUGUUUCGAGUCAAGGUAAUUCGGACUGUCGUUAUUCAUUAAUGUAAUUGGUUUGAGGGUCUCGGGUUCGAUAGAGUCUUGUGUUUAUGCUGGUGGGAAUUGAAAGGAUAUGAGUAAUUGAGUAUGCAUGAGUGUGGGACAUUUAUUCACUUCGUUGUCUGAUAAUGUCCUCGUAUGGUUUGUUAUUACCCUCUAUAGUCAUAUGCAUUUAGAUUCGACUAAAUUGAUAUUGCUAGUAAAAUUGCAUGCACUUCUUAUUUGUUGAAAUUAGCCUGUGAUGGUCGUUGCAUUUUGAAUUAGUGGUCUAACGGAAACGGAACAUGGUAAUGAUGAAGCUUAGGCAAUAAGGAAUUUAUAUGAAAGAUUGUAGUGAAUAUAAAUUAUGAGUUUCUAAGAGAGAAAAGUGAUAGUAAUGAGAGAUUUCUAAUGACUUUUCGUCAUAGGACUGGGCCAUGUACCAUAAAGGAGUGGAGUCAUCCACUUUCAAGAGGAGGUUCCAUCCCAAAACCAAUUGGCAACUGGAGGAGUAGCUCCCCAAGCUUAUAAAUUGGUUACUAUCUCCCUUCUACUCCGAUGUGGGACAACUCUACAUGACUACAUGUGCAUAUUUUCAUAUAGGGUCUCAACAGUUUUGAAUUUUGAGUAGUCUCAUUAUUGUUUUGGACCUUAUAUUAUUUCACUACUGUUGAAAAAGUAUCACAUACUAAAUUUAAGUUACGAUAUCUAUAUUGUUCACGAUCCCCUUGGGUAGCGUUUUCCAGCUUCGUCCCUAGACAACAACCUCUCAUUUGUUGCUGGGUUAAGGGUGUUAAGCAUACAUAUACGUGAAUCUUCAUACGGUAGCUUGGUCCUCUAUUGGGGCAUGUUUUAUGUUUUGUGUUGGUGUUUGAUGCCAAUGUUUUACGCCCAAUUCUGGAAAUCUGCCAUCGUGGCAUAGUGCCAUGGGAUGUAGGUAUAGUUUUGAUGUGAGUAUUAUAAGUUAAAAUAUUCUGUUUAAACUUUUAAAUUACUACCUGUAAGUAGUCAAUGUUGGUUGUUAUAAUCACUUAAUUUUUUUUUAUUUUACUCAAUCCCCUGGUUUUUAUAUUUCAAUUUGUUGUACUCUCUGUGAUGUUAUACUUCAAAUCCCUGGACCAUGUCCUAGAUGAGGCCCCAAAACAUCAACUUCACAAAUGCUUGUUUCUCCCCUGUACAAUUCAGGGUGGAGCUAAUGCUGGGCAUACCAUCUACAACAAUGAAGGAAAAAAGUUUGCCCUUCAUUUAGUUCCUUCUGGUAUUCUUAAUGAGGAAACUUUAUGUGUUAUUGGAAAUGGAGUUGUGGUGCAUCUGCCCGGACUUUUCGGUGAAAUUGAUGGCCUUGAGUCCAAUGGAGUCUCUUGCGAUGGCCGUAUAUUAGUUUCUGAUCGUGCUCACUUGUUGUUUGACUUCCAUCAAGAAGUGGAUGGUCUUAGAGAAGCUGAGCUAGCUAAAUCCUUCAUUGGCACAACAAAGAGAGGCAUCGGGCCUGCUUAUUCAAGCAAGGUGAUAAGGAAUGGCAUACGAGUAGGCGACCUUAGGCACAUGGAUACAUUUCCUCAAAAACUUGAAGUUUUAUUGUUGGAUGCGGCAUCUAGAUUCAAGGAUUUUAAAUUUGGGCCAGAAAUGUUGAGGGAAGAAGUGGAAAAGUAUAAAAGGUUUGCUGAGAGAUUGGAGCCUUUUAUUGCUGAUACUGUUUUGGUCAUGAAUGAAUCAAUCUCGCAGAAAAAAAAGGUUUUGGUUGAAGGUGGUCAGGCUACAAUGUUGGACAUUGACUUUGGUACCUAUCCUUUCGUAACUUCCUCUAGUCCAUCUGCUGGUGGGAUCUGUACUGGUCUUGGAAUUGCUCCCCGGGUCGUCGGUGAUCUUAUUGGAGUAGUUAAAGCAUACACCACACGUGUUGGGUCAGGUCCGUUCCCGACAGAGAUAUUGGGUCAGGGUGGGGAUCUUCUGAGGUUUGCAGGUCAGGAGUUUGGGACAACAACUGGUCGUCCUCGACGCUGUGGCUGGCUUGAUUUGGUCGCAUUAAAAUUUAGCUGCGAUAUAAAUGGAUUCUCUUCUCUAAAUCUGACUAAACUUGAUGUUCUAUCUGAUCUUCCUGAGAUCCAUUUGGGUGUUUCAUACAAGGAUGUUGAUGGUACACCAAUUAAAUCUUUCCCUGGUGAUCUACGUGUUCUUGAACGGUUAAAGGUGGAAUACGAGGUUCUACCAGGGUGGAAGACUGAUAUAUCAUCAGUAAGAAACUAUGAUGACCUACCUUUGGCGGCCCGUCGCUAUGUCGAGAGGAUAGAAGAAUUAGUUGGUGUGCCUGUCCAUUACAUUGGUGUUGGGCCGGGUCGGGAUGCCCUUAUUUACAAAUAGUGGGCUUACAUAAGGCCGGAUGAUCACCAUCUGUGGGAAGGCAUACUGUAUCAUCAUCUGUUACAAUACUGCAGUGAUUUUGGCUACCAACUUUUGUUUGUGGUUUUCUCUCCUCAAAUAAUCCGAGGUAAAAGGAUUUCCUAACA